AUGUACGCCUACAAAGGAUUGGCCGGUCUCUUCAUGACCUUUGCCGUGGCAGCCGCCGACGUAUACAUUCCUGAUGGUGCCAGUCUUUGCGUUGGUCAAGGCGAAGGAAGCUGCCAAUUCGGCGUGUACUCCUACUUGAACUCCAAGGAGUAUUGCUCAGCUACUGGCAAAAGACAGGCAAUUAUCUUCGAUCACGCUUGCAAUCAAAUUGGUCAUUCUGACGACAACUUCGCCUUGGGCGCCUCCAUUGACUCCCAGCUUCCUUACACAGUUGACGUGAUCCACGUCACUGGUGCUCAGGAUUCUGGCUGCAACGAAGAAUACACCAUCACAUACAGCGAUGGGGAAUAUGGAUAUGGAGAGCCGUCCGGCGGUGUCUGGGGUCAAUGCACUAGCAAUGACUCGGAUUACCCUGAGUGCAACUACUACCGUGUGGCCUUCGCUUGCCCGGGGUUCUAA
Penicillium angulare is the source of this 459-nucleotide messenger RNA. RefSeq lists its product as uncharacterized. Lineage: Eukaryota; Fungi; Ascomycota; Eurotiomycetes; Eurotiales; Aspergillaceae. The record is from RefSeq and is a predicted model, not a curated record. The coding region runs from base 1 to 459 and encodes 152 amino acids. The transcript has a single exon.